AAUCUACCUCCGUCAUCUUUAGUGUCUCCUCAAGUAGAUGUUUCAGAGCCAUUUCAAUGUGAUGAAGAUGGUUUAAGAUUUGAUGUGGUGUCCGACAAUGAAACUAUUGUCCGGAAUGAUCCAAAUGGCGAAUUCGUGAACUUAAGAGAUGAGGAUGAUAAUUUAGAUGAUGAGACAGAGUUUCAGGAUGAUUCAGAAUCAGAUGAUGAAAAUGAGAAUGAAGAGGCAUACUAUGAAACUGGCAAUGAAUAGAGUCAAAGUGUUCCAAUCUCUUCAAAUAUAAGAGUUAGAGUGACUGAAACGUAGUAUAUAAGUUGAUUUUAUAUUUUGUCUCUUUUACCAGGAUACUUAUUUGGUUUUAAUAGUUCUCCAGGUUGUUUUAUUUGAACAACUAUCCCUCACUCUCAUUCUAGAUCUAUGUUUGGAAUAGUGAUGGGAUAAUUUUAGUCCUGAAAGUGUUUAUAUUUUUAUCUACUAUCCAGAUUAACACAUCUUUUCUUAACUUUUCAGAGGCAUCUUGUUCUUGAAGUGAUAUAUCAACUAAUUACCUAUUCUUGUUAUAAUUACAUCAAAUCAUGAUUCUAUCAUUAUGUUCUUAUUUCAUCCACAGGUAACACUGAAAUUGCAGAUAUGGCACCCAGGGGAGGUGGACGAAGUAGAUAUUCUGGAAAAAGGACAGUAGAUCCAGUGACAUCUCCUCUAAUGUCAAGUGUCGCACCUGAUCAAGCACCAUCAUUGCCUGAACUGCCGACACCAGUUACGCCAGAUUCAGUUGCAGUCUACAUAUCAGUAUCAUCUACAUCUGUGGGGAUCGAAACACCUAGAAAUGACAUCGUAUCCACAACUUUGUCAAAUGCAACUGAUGGUACCCGCAUCCCAAUUGAAAUCAUCAUGGGACGUUUGGAGCCGAGUAACAAUGUAUCCCGGGCGAUCACAAAAAUCUUUUAAGGAAAAAUUGGAUCCCGAAGGACAUGAUUCGAAGUCAGUUACACCAGAGAUUAAGGACUUCUACUGGGAGGCGUUUAAGAAGCGAUUCCAUUGGAAUACUGCAAUUGAAGGUUCCAUAGAGGAUCAUUUUAUGAAAAAAAAGUUCAAUACAAUACAAGGGCAUGUUAUGUGAAGCAAGAUCCUCUGAGGUGAAACGAAAAAAUAUCCCAAAAUCUAUUUGGGAGAGCUGGAAGCCUCACUAUGAUACUGAGAAUUUUAAGGCUAAAUCUGCAAAAUGUUCAAAAAAUCGACUAAGUGAAAAAUGUGGUGAAGGAUCUGGUCCCUCACUCCAUACUGGAGGCUCCCAGACUCACUAAGAGCAUGCAAGACAAAUGGCAAUUGUACUUGGCCUGCCACCUCAUCUGCACGAACUUAUGAAAAAGACACAUACCAAAGGAAACGAUGAGUUUGUGGAUUUGAAGUCGAAGAACAAAUAUGAUGCUGUGAUGUCUAAGAUCACAUCUGCAUCUCAACUUGUAGAUGAAUCUGGUGAGUCUCGGACAAUAGAUUUUUCAAUGAUUUACAUGGAUGAAGUGGGUGGGGUUAAGAAGGCAUGUAUAUAUGUUCUUGGUUCUCAAGCAACUUUCUAUGAGAACAUUGGUUCAUUAUCUGCUUCAACUGCUCAGCCUCAAGAUUGUGAUUUUGAUGCUCGGGUGAAGGAAUACGUUAAAGAAAUGAAGGAGGAGAUGAAGGAGGACAUGUGAGAAGAGAUACAACAUGAAUUGCGUGAAGAAAUGAAACACUAAAUGCAACUAGAAAUGCAAGAGCAAGUUGAUAAGAUUCUCCAAGAACGUUUGCCCAUCCUCAUAGCUGGGCUGCCUAAACCACCCCCUGGUACACCUCCAACUGGUACACCACAUUAGCUUAGACAUGACCCAUCAUCAAAUAAUGAUACGAGUCAUUUAAAAUUUCAAAACUAUUGUAGGCAGAUCUUUCAUGGUUUGUUUUUAAAACUAUUGUAGCAGAUCUUUCAUUGUUUGUUUCUGUAUUUGGAUUUGUUUUGAACUCUUCAUCUUAGCUUUUGCAUUGUUUUAUUCAAGUUAUAAUUUAUCAAAGAACCACUGGAUUUUAUUAUGUUUUCGGACUUUUUAAGAUUCGUAAAAGCUAUUGAUUAAUAUAAAUAUAUAAAGUGAAACUUUACUAUCAAA
This is a messenger RNA of Solanum stenotomum, 2135 nucleotides long. RefSeq lists its product as uncharacterized. NCBI's taxonomy places the organism in Eukaryota, Viridiplantae, Streptophyta, Magnoliopsida, Solanales, Solanaceae. The record is from RefSeq and is a predicted model, not a curated record. The transcript is spliced from 5 exons. Bases 1320 to 1691 code for a protein of 123 amino acids.